CACUGGUUUUGGGUGAUUAGGGAGACCCAGCCCAGCGAGGCCCUACCCCUGCCACGGCCCGCACACUAUACCCACGCAAUGAGGGAGGUGGAGGCUGCGCUCGCUGAAGGGAUGCGAGGUCUACUCAUCUAUCAAGAGGUGCAAAACCGGACGAGCAGAUUAAAGAACAGCCGAGUGGUGGUGCACAGUGUUGAGAUGACAGGAGACGGGUCUUGGCGCCUGAGACUAGCCCUCUCAGGGACCCAUAGCCAGCUGAACACGCUGACACCACUGUGGCCAACACCUCCAUUCAACCUGAUGGGACGAAGACUGAGAAUAAAUUGUCUCAAGAAACCGACGGUGUUUUUAUUCAAUGACGGCGAACAACUGGAAGACGCCCAAGGCUACGCGGCAGACAUUGUGCAAGAAAUCAAGCGUCAACUAAAUUUUACCGACAUUCUGGUUCCUAACACCGGGUUCGGAGCUUACAGGAAUGGCUCUUGGAAUGGUAUGGUGGGAGACCUUCUUUACGGGAGGGCUGACGUGUCGCCACUGGAUUUCACACCAAUCUGGCAACGCUCUGUGGUGAUCGACUUCGGACGUAUCUACAGCACGGACGACGUCGUCAUCAUCUCCCGCACCCCGCGGGCUUUCGUUAGACCCCUACUGCUGCUGCAAAUAUUCACUCCGUUUGUGUGGGCGUCGCUGGUGGCGGUGGCGAUAGCGGCGGGCCUGGCGCUGAGCAUACUGGUGAAGGCACGAGAGGUGACGCUGCACAAGGAAGGCAGCAAAGGAACCUUCUCUUAUUGCCGGGCCACGUUUGGAAUAUUUGUUUACCAAAGUAAAUCUCGCGCACCAUAA
Eriocheir sinensis (Chinese mitten crab) is the source of this 840-nucleotide messenger RNA. Its product is annotated as glutamate receptor ionotropic, delta-1-like. The transcript has 5 exons. Gene Ontology annotation, cellular component: plasma membrane. The record is from RefSeq and is a predicted model, not a curated record. Gene Ontology annotation, molecular function: glutamate-gated receptor activity. NCBI's taxonomy places the organism in Eukaryota, Metazoa, Arthropoda, Malacostraca, Decapoda, Varunidae. The coding region runs from base 79 to 840 and encodes 253 amino acids.